AUGUUCAUAUCCCAUGGUAUGAUAACAAUAAUUUGUUUAGUGAUUGUGGUGGGAAUUAGUGAUUUAAUUUCUUUUAAGAAUUUGAAGGUUAUUAAUGCAUUUAGAAUAGUAAAUAAUUAUGAAAAAAAAAUAUUAUUUUUAACGUCAAACCAUUAUAGGAAAAGGGGUAAGAAAUAUGAUUAUGAAAAUGAUAAAAACAGGAAUAUUCAAAUUAAUUGUGCAAAUAAAAGUCUGUAUGAUUUUAAGUUAAUAGAAAGAAAAUGGCAAAUCAUAUGGAAUUCCAAACAGUUAUUGGAUAGAGAUUUUAAAAGGUUUAAUAAAUAUAUGGAAAAAAGAGACAAUAAAAGAUCAGUGGGAAAUUGUGAAGAAAAAACAUAUAGUAUCAAUAAUAAAACUGAUAAAAAUACUAAGUGUGAUAUGAAAUAUAAAUAUUAUAUACUUGAUAUGUUUCCAUAUCCAUCAUCAUCAGGGUUACAUGUAGGGCAUAUUCUAUGUUUUACAAUAACAGAUAUUAUAAGCAAAUUUAAAAGAAUGAAUAAAUAUUGUGUUUUUCAUCCAAUAGGAUGGGAUAGUUUUGGGUUACCUUGCGAUAGAUUAUCCAUGAAAUUAAAAGUUGAACCUAUAAAAAUUAUAAAAAAAAAUAUUUCAAAUUUUAAAAAUCAAUUAAUAAAAUUAGGGUUUUUAUUUAACUGGGAAAAUGAAAUAAAUACUUGUGAAAAAAAUUAUUUUAAAUGGACACAAUGGAUAAUUAUACAAAUGUUUUUAAAUAAUUUAGCUUAUAAAAAAAAAUCAUAUGUUAAUUGGUCUGAUGAGCUUAAUUGUGUUAUAUCAAAUGAUGAAUUAAGAAAUGAAAUGAAUUUAAAAAAUUUAAAAAUAAAAAAAAUAAAAUUAUUACAAUGGUAUUUAAAAAUUACAAAAUAUGCAAAGAGAUUAGUUAAAGAUUUAAAAUUAAUUAAUUGGCCAGACAAAAUUAAAAAUAUGCAAAAUAAUUGGAUUGGUAUAAAAUCAGGAAUUAUUAUAAGAGCAAAAAUUAUGGAUGCUAAAUAUUUGAUAAAUUAUUAUUCCAAUUUUAUAAAAAAAUUAAAAAUACCUCAUAUAUAUUACAACAGUGUGUAUAAUAAUUAUUUCCUUAUUCUUUUGAAUCGUGUUUAUAGUUUUAUGUUAGGGCAUAAAAAAUUAUAUGACUUUUUUUUAUCUGAAAGUGAAGAUAUAAUUAGUAGUUUGAAAGGAAGUGUUGUAGAAUUGUGUAGCAAAAUAGGCGUCGUUAGUUCCUAUGAAAAUAAUGAAGAAAUAAAUAUGUCAAAAAUUUUACCAAAUCAAGAUAAUACUUUUUUGGAAUUUACAAAAAAAAUCGAAAAAUCAGAUAUAGACAGAUCAAAUGAUAAUUAUGUAAAUAUAUUUUUAACAAAAAAAGAUAGUAUAUUAGAAAAUGAUAAAAUAAUUAUAAGUGUUGAGCAUCCUGAUAUUAAUAAAAUUAUUAACGGCAAUAAAUUUUUAGAAAAUAUAAUUAAUGAACAAAUUUUACAAGAUGAUAUGACCAGAUUAAAAGAUGAUCAAAUAUAUUUUUCAGGGUCAGUUUUUUAUAACCCAAUUAUUAAUAAGUACAUACCCAUAUAUAUAUGUUCUUGGAUUUUGGAAAAUCAUAAAAAUACUCUUUUUUUUUUGGAAAAAGAAAAGACUGAAAAAAUGGAAAGAAAUAAGAAAAACGAGCUAAUAUAUGAUCUUAUAGCUAAUUCAAAAUUUAGUAAAAAAAAAAAUAUAUACAACUUGAAGGAUUGGCUAUUUUCGAGACAGCGAUAUUGGGGUGAGCCUUUUCCAUUUAUGUAUAAAACUGAAGAGAAAAAUGGAAAAGAAUAUUUUUAUAUGGGUGAAAAAAAAAAAAAUAAUAAAGUUCAAAUUAAAAAGGUAAAAAAUAAAUCAGAAAAUGAUGUAUAUAUAAAUAAAAUUCCUGUUUGUCUCCCCAAGUUUGAUAAGAGAAUAUAUGAUGUAAACAAAAGUGAAGGGGAAUCAAAUUGUGAAAAUAAUAAUGCGCAUUCAAUUCUAUCUAAAUUUAAAAAUUGGGUAUAUUUAAAAAAUGAAAAAGAUGAUAUUCUAUAUAAAAGAGAAUGUGAUAUAAUGCCACAAUGGGCAGGAUCUAGUUGGUAUUAUUUACGUUAUAUUGAUCCAAAAAAUAAAAAAAAAAUUUUUAAUAAAAAAAAAACAGAUUUUUGGCUACCUGUAGAUUUGUAUGUAGGGGGAAGUGAACAUGCAGUGCUCCAUUUACUAUAUUCCAGAUUUUUUCAUAAAUUUUUAUAUGAUCUUAAAUUAAUAAAUCAUAAAGAACCAUUUAAAAAAUUAUUUAAUCAAGGAUUGUUAUUAAAUGCUGCAUCAUUUUAUUUAUACACAGAUUUAAAAAAUCGUUUGAUAAGUUUUGAGAAUAUUGGAAAAUUAUUAAAGGGGGAAAAAAAAAUGGAUAAAAUUGAAAAUACAAAGGAACAUGAUGAAAUAGCGAAAGAAUUAAUUAAUGGAAAAAGUUAUAAAAUAGAAGGAGAUAUAAUAAAGAAAUAUUUAAUUGAUGAAAAAUAUGUUGUUGAAAAGGAAAAUAAAUAUUAUUUAAAAAAAUUAAAUUCAAUACAAGUACAGCCAGUUUAUGAAAAAAUGUCAAAAUCACGAGGAAAUAUAAUUAAUCCAGAUGAUAUAGUAAAAAGAUAUGGGGCUGAUUGUUUGAGGUUACAUAUUUUAUUUCUUGGUCCAAUAAAUCAAAAUAAAAAAUGGACAAUCACAGGAAUUAAUGGAACAUUCAAAUUUUUAAGCAAAUUAUACAGUUUGUUUAUUAAAAGAAAAGAGGAAACUGGUUAUUCAGAAGACGAAAAUAAUAUAAAGAGGAAAGGGGGUUAUAAAUUAAUUUGUGAAAAUUGCAUAGAAAUAGAAAAAGACAAGAAAUUAAUUUUAAAUUUUGUGAAAAAGAGGGCAAAUGGAGCAACCAAAAAGGUAGAAAAAAGGGUAAAUAAAAUGAUAAAAAUAAUAAGAAAAAGAGAAGAUAAUAAUAUGGUAUUAUCUAAUAUUAUUAAAAAAAAAAAAUCGGAUGAAAUCGAAAAAGACAAAAAAAUAAUUGCAAAUUAUUAUAUUACACAAAUAACAAGUUGUAUAGAAAAUACUCGAUUAAAUACUGCUGUUUCAUUUUUUAUGAAAUUUUAUAAUGAUAUAAAAACAUGGGAUUAUAUACCAUUAAAAAUUUUUUUAAUUUUUAUAAAAUUGCUAUAUCCAUUUUGCCCACAUAUAAGUGAAGAGUUUUGGCAUUGUUAUUUAAAAAAAUAUAAAGGGAGAGAAAAAAAUGAAAAAGUAGCAAAAAAAAUAUGUUAUUUUUGCAACUCGCGUUCUUUGUUAUUUUAUGCAAAGUGGCCUUCUUUAUUUCAAAUAAAAAAUAAUGAAAAAUCUGAAAACAUUUCAAUACGAAUAAACAAUAAGCAUAUUGCAUUUAUUAAAAAUAAUAGUGAAAGCUCAGAGCAAAACAUAAUAGAGGAAUCAACAAAUAUGAUAAAAGAUUCCAUAGAUAAAGAAAUAAAAAAAGGGAAAAAAAUCAUUAAUAUUAUAAAUGUUCCUGAUAAGUUAAUAAAUUUUGUGAUAGUGUGA
Molecule: messenger RNA, 3612 nt
Organism: Plasmodium berghei ANKA
Lineage: Eukaryota; Apicomplexa; Aconoidasida; Haemosporida; Plasmodiidae
Product: leucine--tRNA ligase, putative
Exons: 1
Coding region: 1-3612 (1203 amino acids)
Biological process (GO): leucyl-tRNA aminoacylation; mitochondrial translation
Cellular component (GO): mitochondrion
Molecular function (GO): aminoacyl-tRNA deacylase activity; ATP binding; leucine-tRNA ligase activity
Source: RefSeq, a predicted model, not a curated record